CCUCAGUCGAAAGAAACCUCUGCGACACGUCACUGCUCACCUCAGUUGCUUACGUGCCGUGGUUUGAGGAAUUUCGCUAAGAUGAGAUUAUAACCAAAAUCUUAAUCAAUUUGAAUCAAAAUUACGCGUAAAUUUCACAUUAAAUCCGCCGGUUAGCUGUUGUCCUUAUUCCUCAACAGAAAGCGCACAGUGUUUGUGUUAUUUUUUAAAAUGGGGGUGAAAGAAUCUCCAAAUAAAUGUGAAAAGUCUUCUGAAAUUAGCCGGAAGCCAGACGGUGCCAGUGAAGAGUUAUUAAGUUGGAAAUGUUUGUUUACUAUUGUUGUUGUUUUGACGGUGGCAACGAGAUUUUAUAAAGUAACGGAACCGGAUCAUGUGUGCUGGGACGAAACACAUUUCGGAAAGAUGGGGAGCUGGUAUAUAAACAGAACGUUUUUCUUUGAUGUUCAUCCCCCGCUAGGGAAGAUGCUAAUCGGUCUUUCGGGCAUACUUACCGGCUACAAUGGAACGUAUCCGUUUGAGAAACCUGGCGAUAAGUAUAAUGGGACACGGUAUGAAGGAAUGAGAGUGUUUUGUACAACGCUGGGUGCGCUCAUUGUCCCGAUGGCGUUUGAUACAGUGUGGGAACUCACUGAAUCCCAACAGGCAGCAUUAGUUGCAGCUGCUUAUAUAAUUUUUGAUGUUGGCAUGUUGACUUUGAAUCAAUAUAUUCUGCUCGAUCCCAUCUUGUUGUUUUUCAUGACUGCGUCCGUUUGGGGGAUGGUCAAGGUAUCCAAGUGCACCGGCCUGGGACGUUCAUACACUGCUGGAUGGUGGUUUUGGCUCUUCUUUACUGGGACCAUGCUAGCUUGCACUAUCAGUGUAAAGUUUGUUGGCUUAUUUGUGGUCAUACUUGUUGGCUUGCACACAAUAAAUGAACUGUGGAACGUGUUGGGCGAUCUGAGUAAGCCGGCCAUGGAAUGCUGUAAGCAACUGAUAUGUCGAGCGAUUUCAUUAAUCCUUUGGCCGGCCUGUUUGUAUUUGUUCUUCUUCUACGUUCACUUGACAGUGCUGAAUCGAAGUGGGAACGGCGAUGGCUUCUACAGUUCAGGAUUUCAAUCAAGACUUAUUGGAAAUUCCCUGUACAAUGCCAGCAUGCCAAGGACGGUGGCAUACGGGGCCAUUGUAACGUUCAAGAAUCAUAAAACGGGCGGAGGAUAUUUACACUCGCAUUAUCAUCUCUACCCGAAAGGCGUUGGAGCCAAGCAACAGCAGAUAACGACAUAUACACACAAGGACGAGAAUAAUAAAUGGCUGAUAAAACCGUACAAUAAAGAAUCUGUACGGAAAGUCCGAAUCCUUAAGCAUGGCGAUUUGGUUCGACUGGAGCACGUUCAGACCAGACGUAAUUUGCACUCACAUCGGGAACCGGCACCGCUCACUAAGAAGCAUCUUCAAGUGACUGGUUAUGGAGAGAAUGGCAUAGGUGAUGCCAACGAUGUGUGGAAAGUUCUAAUUGUCGACGGCAGACAAAACGACUCAGUACUAACUGUUACGAGUAAACUACUAAUUGUUCACUAUCUCCAGAACUGUGUACUCACGGCUAGCGGAAAGCAAUUACCAAAAUGGGGCUUCGAGCAGCAGGAGGUAUCCUGUAAUCCGAAUAUACGAGACAAGAAUGCAUAUUGGAAUGUUGAAGAUAAUUUUCAUGAGAAAUUGCCCAAUGUUAGCUUCAACGUUUACGCACCUGGAUUCAUUUCGAGGUUCUUGGAGUCGCAUGCUGUUAUGAUCCAGGGGAAUGCUGGCCUGAAGCCGAAGGAGGGAGAGGUCACAAGUCGACCAUGGCAAUGGCCUAUUAAUUAUCGGGGACAAUUUUUCUCAGGCAGCGCAUACCGUAUCUACUUGCUGGGCAAUCCAAUAAUCUGGUGGAGCAAUCUCAUCUUUCUGCUGUUAUUCCUAAUCGUCUUGUUUAUUACAGCUAUUAAGGAGCAACGUCGUGGUCCAAGUACGGAGAGCAUAAAGAACGCAAAACUCAGGCAAUCUCUCCAGGCUGCCGUGUGGCUGUUUGCCGGUUGGAUUCUGCAUUAUUUGCCAUUUUGGGCAAUGGGACGAGUCCUGUAUUUUCAUCAUUAUUUUCCAGCACUCAUAUUCAACUCCAUGCUAACAGGUGUGAUAUACAACUACGUGACACAUCAUUUAAGCCCAUGGUUCAGGCAUAUCCUGUUGGGAGCAUUUUUGGGAGUCCUCGCCUACAGCUUCAUCCUAUUCUCGCCGCUGGCCUACGGAAUGACCGGACCCUUGGCUAAUGAGCCCAACUCGACCAUGUAUGGCCUGAAAUGGAUGUCCAGUUGGGAAUUUUAAUUUGGUCGCCGACGCAGCCUGGCCCGGACGAAUGGAAACGGAUGCAGAGACGGACAUAAGUAAUAUUCAGUCAUAAAAAAUAAAGGACAACAACAGACAGACGACCAGACGAACAGGCGGACAGUCGGGCGUAAUGUGGAUAUGAAAAUCAGAAAAUAUGAACAGACAAACUCAGACGGAGAGACCGAUUGAGAAUGAAACUACGAAUAAAUGAAUGCAUUAAGGACUAAAUGGGUGAAUGAAUAAUGUCGGAUUAUAUCAGUGGAUUUUAAAUGAGUGCGGCUACUUUCGGGUGGGACUGGAUUGGCAUUUACGAACUUGAUGGCCAGGAUAAGCAGAGAAAUUGUGUUUUUGAAGGACACUCGUCGGAGCGAACGAGGAAACUUUUUUAAUUUUGCUAAUAAUAACUCGUGGUUGUUUUCAUUUAAAGAUUAAAUUAGGAGACUUUUUGCGGUUAAAUUUGAUUUGAAUUGAUUUCUUUUUAAGAUUUUUUAUGUUAAUUUUAAGGAUAAGAUACUGCCUUACAUUAUUUAUUCAUACGAAGCCUUUUCAGCGAUUUAACAAUAUUCAUAGUUUUAACG
Molecule: messenger RNA, 2918 nt
Organism: Hermetia illucens (black soldier fly)
Lineage: Eukaryota; Metazoa; Arthropoda; Insecta; Diptera; Stratiomyidae
Gene: twisted
Product: protein O-mannosyl-transferase 2
Exons: 13
Coding region: 211-2337 (708 amino acids)
Biological process (GO): protein O-linked glycosylation via mannose
Cellular component (GO): membrane; endoplasmic reticulum
Molecular function (GO): dolichyl-phosphate-mannose-protein mannosyltransferase activity
Source: RefSeq, a predicted model, not a curated record